AUGGAGUCGUUAUGCCCAAAUUUAGAAGGCAGUUUUGGAUUACGAUUACUCACAAAAUUUGAUCCUGUUAGACAUAUGCCAUGGCGGUAUGUUAUCCAGACAUUUGAUCAGCCAUCAUCGGAAGUACCAAGUAAUUUAUAUAUCUUUAUGAAUUUUGAAGUUUUUCGACUUUCGUCAUUUGAUUUUAGGAAAUUCCCAAAAGAUGACAGCAUUUUUGUUACCAACUUAGCGAAAUCUGGGUUUUAUUUCGAAAGUGAAACUGUGAAAAUCGUUUGCUUUGGAUGUCGACACACAUUUCAAGGGUCUCGUGACUGUUCACAGAGCUCCACUAACAGUUCUCACAGCUCACUAUGCCCUCGUCAUGUAUUCAACAAGCCUAUAGACCAGUGGAUCCAAGAUUUACCUUUAGAUGCCUUGACAGAUUAUUUCAUUUACAAUGGAAGCCUGACACCCUACCUAGAAGAAACACCUUCUUCCGUUGGACAGUCUUCUAGCAAUUUAACCCCCAAAAAUGUUCUUGAAACUAAACCGAUCUUGGAUUCGCCACAAACGUCGGCCAUGAGUUACAGCAGUGGGUAUCAAUCAGAAGAUAUUCUGUUUGUAGAACCAGAAAGAGAAACACACAGUGAUGUCCAGCUUCUAGUAACUGACUCCAGCUGUACAAAUCUCCUUCAGUUUGAGUAUCCCUCCUCCAUCAACCACUCGUACAGCUUACCAUCAAACCUCAACUAUAUAUCAGGAGUUGUUGUUUGCGAGGAAAGACCAGAACCAAAUGGAUCACACUCAGUUCUAACGUCUGCCGCUAAACAGCCGUUACUGUAUAAAAGUAAAAGUUCACACAACGCUGAAGGCACAAAUGAGGUCGCAGAAGAAGGAGCAGUGGGCGGUAUUCUUCCACUCAAUCUCGAUGCUGCAGCAUAUCCUCAUUUCUCUAUUGAGGCUGUCCGGAGGAAGUCUUUUACUGACUGGAGCCCUCAGCAUACACACAGACCUGAAGAUUUGGCUGUAGCCGGGUUUUUCUAUGCAGGCUACUCUGAUUGUGUCAGAUGUUUCUACUGUGGCUUGGGGCUGAAAUACUGGAGACCGGCAGAUAUCCCAGCCUACCAGCAUGCAAAGUACCGUCCGCGCUGUAGCUUCAACAUCUUGUACAAAGGACAGGAUUAUAUAGACAGGGUGCAACAGGAAUUACGUUCGGAGCAGGAAGCUACUAACAUAGUGGAAACUCAAACUGCACCCCAGCAGUCACUAGGAAGAGAGCAGACAACACUUACUGCUCAGGCAGCAGUGGACCCUCAAGAGUCGGAUUAUUUGAGCUCUGAAGCAGCGCAAGAAGCUUUGGCAAAUGGCUGGACCAGGGAUCAAGUUGGCCAGGCUGUCAGCCACAUAGUCCGUGUCUAUGGGGAGAGCUGCCUAGGAAUCGAACUCCUCACAGACAUACUUAUACAUUUCAACACCAGUGACGAGCUCAACCAGGGUCUGCCUUGUAAUAGCCCAGCAAGCAGCCACGCCUCUGAAAUGAACUCAUCUGUUUCACAAGUGACCACUUCAUACCCAAGCAGUGCCCAGCUUGUUGAUGCUUUGGCCAGUGGUGAAAAUGGACAAGAAAGACCUGAAGGUAACCACAGAACACAAGAAGAGGCCACACUUGUAAGGACACCUCAUAGUGAGCAGCCAGAGGUUCGAGUCCCCGACUUCAGGGACAUCCUCACAUCUGUAGAAAGGGAGCAUUCUCUCCUAGAGGAACGUGUCACGUGUCGAGUCUGCAAAUCAAGACCAGUGAGCUGUAUUUACCUCCCCUGUGGUCACGUCAUCGCAUGCCAAGAAUGCGCAGAAAGUGCCACACACUGCGUGUUCUGUAGGAAGGUCAUUAUUGGUACUGCAAAUGUAUUUCUUGCUUGA
Messenger RNA from Candidula unifasciata, 1899 nucleotides. Lineage: Eukaryota; Metazoa; Mollusca; Gastropoda; Stylommatophora; Geomitridae. The record is from the annotation of a GenBank genome assembly.